Molecule: messenger RNA, 1339 nt
Organism: Chelonoidis abingdonii (Abingdon island giant tortoise)
Lineage: Eukaryota; Metazoa; Chordata; Testudines; Testudinidae
Source: RefSeq, a predicted model, not a curated record
AAUUGAAGCCACCACCCUCCAGGGGAAGAGCUCGGGGCCCCUUUGCUGACCCAGACUUCCUGUGUCUGAUAGAAAAACCCGCAUUGGGCUGCGCUAGGAGUAACUCGGGGUAGAGAAUUAUUUGUUGUCAAGGUCCGCAUCGCUUCAUCGUGGUAUAGUCAAGAUACAGGUUACAGAGACGAAAAUAAUAAAUCCCCAAUAACGAUAAAUAAGUAAAAAUAUUUUGGAGGUCUGUUCAAAGGAGACUGGUAGCCCGGCUGUGUCCCACAGUCUGCCUGUUGAUUACCCUUGGGGUGACUAGUCCACACUGACUGUCCUCUCCCCCUUCCCUGCUACUCAGUUUUUGUCCAAGUCCCUUUCCUGUGUUGUCAGUUUUGACUUAUCCAGGUGCAACAGGGAACUCUUAAGAUACAUAUAACUCUAAUUUCUCUCCUCUGGCAAGUAAAACGCUAGAAGAAAAAUCUUUAGGGGACCUCAGAUGGCAGCAGGAGAAAAUAAUCUAUCACCCUAACUGCUUAGCUCAGUAAUGACAUUUGAAGAGGGACACUUGCUACUAGCCACCAUGUUUGUUCUAGUGGAGAUGAUGGAUACGGUACGGAUUCCUCCGUGGCAGUUUGAAAUGAAACUCAAUGACUCCAUUGCCGAAGAGCUAAAUAAGAAGUUAGCUAACAAGGUUGUGUACAAUGUUGGCCUCUGCAUCUGUCUGUAUGACAUCACAAAGCUGGAAGACUCGUACAUAUUUCCUGGGGACGGUGCAUCGCACACUAAAGUACAUUUCCGGUAUGUGGUAUUCCAUCCCUUUCUGGAUGAGAUUCUGAUCGGGGAGAUUAAAGGCUGCAGUCAGGAUGGAGUUCAUGUUUCUCUUGGUUUCUUUGAUGACAUUGUCAUCCCUCCAGAGUCCCUGCAGCAGCCAGCCAAGUUCGAUGAAGCAGAGCAGGUCUGGGUGUGGGAAUAUGAGACAGAAGAAGGGGCUCAUGACCUGUACAUGGACACGGGGGAGGAGAUCCGCUUCCGGAUAGUGGAUGAGAACUUUGUUGACACAUCUCCUACAGGUCCAAGCUCCACAGAGGCCUCCACCUCUGGUGCCACAGAAGAGAUACAGAAGAAGGAGGCACCCUACACUCUGGUGGGAUCUAUCAGUGAGCCUGGCCUGGGUCUCCUCUCAUGGUGGACAAACAGUUAGCAGCAGUCAGAACUUGUUCUGCAUGGACCCUACAGGAUGGAUGCUUUUGGGGAUUGCAAGAGCCAGCUGGGGCCCGGCUCCCCCUCCAGGCAGUGGAUAAGAAAGCAGGGCUUCCAUGUUCCUGUCUGCUCCCACCUGGUCAAGCUGAUAACUGCC